GUUCCAGCUUCUGCCGCACGCCCGGCUCUGGUCCCGGCACCAUGAGCUUCGGCUCGGAGCACUACCUGUGCGCCUCCUCCUCCUCCUCCUACCGCAAGGUGUUCGGGGACGGCUCUCGCUUGUCCGCGCGCCUCUCCGGGGCGGGCGGUGCAGGCAGCUUCCGCUCGCAGUCGCUGUCCCGCUGCAGUGUGGCCUCCUCGGCUGCCUGCUCCUCGGCCUCCUCGCUCGGCCUGGGCCUGGCCUACCGCCGGCCGCCGGCGUCCGACGGGCUGGACCUGAGUCAGGCGGCUGCGCGCACCAACGAGUACAAGAUCAUCCGCACCAACGAGAAGGAGCAGCUGCAGGGCCUCAACGACCGCUUCGCCAUGUUCAUCGAGAAGGUGCACCAGCUGGAAACACAGAACCGCGCGCUCGAGGCCGAGCUGUCCGCGCUGCGGCAGCGCCAAGCCGAGCCGUCGCGCGUCGGCGAGCUCUUCCAGCGCGAGCUGCGCGAUCUGCGUGCGCAACUGGAGGAGGCGAGCUCAGCGCGCGCGCAGGCCCUUCUGGAGCGCGACGGGCUGGCCGAGGAGGUGCAGCGGUUGCGGGCGCGCUGCGAGGAAGAGAGCCGCGGGCGCGAAGGCGCCGAGCGCGCCCUGAAGGCGCAGCAGCGCGACGUGGACGGCGCCACGCUGGCCCGCCUGGACCUGGAGAAGAAGGUGGAGUCGCUGCUGGACGAGCUGGCCUUCGUGCGUCAGGUGCACGACGAGGAGGUGGCCGAGCUGCUGGCCACGCUGCAGGCGUCAUCUCAGGCCGCAGCCGAGGUGGACGUGGCUGUGGCUAAGCCAGACCUGAGUUCGGCACUGAGGGAGAUCCGCGCCCAGUAUGAGUCCCUGGCCGCCAAGAACCUUCAGUCCGCCGAGGAAUGGUACAAGUCCAAGUUCGCCAACCUGAACGAGCAGGCGGCACGCAGCACUGAGGCCAUCCGGGCCAGCCGCGAGGAGAUCCACGAGUACCGUCGCCAGCUGCAGGCACGCACCAUCGAGAUUGAGGGGCUGCGCGGGGCCAACGAGUCCUUGGAGAGGCAGAUCCUGGAGCUGGAGGAGCGGCACAGCGCUGAGGUGGCCGGCUACCAGGAUAGCAUUGGGCAGCUGGAGAAUGAUCUGAGGAACACCAAGAGUGAGAUGGCUCGCCACCUGCGGGAAUAUCAAGACUUGCUCAAUGUCAAAAUGGCUCUUGACAUUGAGAUAGCAGCGUACAGGAAACUGCUGGAAGGUGAAGAGACCCGUUUUAGCACCAGUGGAUUAAGCAUUUCAGGGCUGAAUCCACUUCCCAAUCCAAGUUAUCUGCUCCCAUCUAGAAUCUUCAGUUCUACAACCUCCAAAGUCUCAUCCACUGGGCUGUCACUUAAGAAAGAGGAGGAGGAAGAGGAGGCUUCCAAGGUAGCUUCUAAGAAAACCUCCCAGAUAGGGGAAAGUUUUGAAGAAAUAUUGGAGGAGACAGUAAUAUCUACUAAGAAAACCGAGAAAUCAAAUAUAGAAGAAAGCACCAUUUCAAGCCAAAAAAUAUAAUUCAGUUGCUUAAAAAAAGUUAAUGCUUUAGAGGGAAUAAUAUGCAUUUGACUCGUUAAACAGUCUGUUCCUGAACCAAAACACCUGUCACCACUAUAAAAUGUCUUCAAGACUUCAGUCUCAUACUUAGUAUUGAAUACUUUCUCUAAUAAGAAAAUCACCCCUUAGAUUGGAGCAAACUACAGUCCUGGAACAAUCACAGAAGAGUUAUCUAAGAAUACGGCCUUCUUACCUACAGCUCAGGCUUCAUAGCAAUAGAUGAUUCAGAUGCAGAGGAAGUACAAACUAAGGUGCUAAAUCUGUGAUCAUCAUCAUUUGCUGUGAAUAGAAAUUAAAACCUACAUCACUCACUAUACCCAGUCAUUACCCAGCUAUAUAAUCUCACUUUAGAUACCUAAAACAUAAGAUCACUGCCAAAGAGAAACCUAUGGUUCACACCUAACGCCACUCUGAUGGAACUGUUCCACAAAUGAUAGGUGUUGCUUAAAAGACAUUUUCCUUUCCACUGCCACCUCAAUUCCAUAGUCUUUUUCUUCCAUCCGUGGAAGAAAAAAAAGAAAAGCUAUUGUAGUAUUCUUCCCUUUUAAACACUUUAGAUUCUUUUCAAAAGAGCUUACCCCCUUGAGCACUCCUUGCUCAAGGGGUAAAAUUAGAUGCAUGUUGACCAUUUCUAUGACUCGUGUAAUGACUUCUCUCUGCCAUUUCAUAUCCUUCUAAUUCUGUAGGUUAAAAAAAAAUAAAAGGCAGUGAUGAGUUUUAAGGGUUGUCCCCAAACAAAUAAAAUACUGGAGUCCUUAGAUUGUAGGCUUUGAACUUACUCAAAUCCAUUUAAUUAGGGAAAAAAAAUGACUAUUAAAAAUUUAGUUUUCACCUUAAAUUUAGAGGCACAGUAAUAGUUAUCCCAAACUGUGAUUAAGCUGACCUUAGAUUUAGUAGUGUAAGUUAGAAGCGGUGAGUAUUUCUAUGAAUGAAAAAAGCCAAGGUCUCAUUUAUCUGUCUAUGUCAGUUCAUUUGUGGUGAUACAUAGAAUUAGCUGUUCCAUGUUCUUACCCUUAAACAGAAUCCAUAUUUCCUCUUCCCACUAGUCUAGGCCCUAAAGAGGCCUUGUUUUCACUCUCCUAUGCCUUUUAAGAGUGCUUAAGUGUAGGAUAUUUUGUCACCAGGACGCAAUGCUACUGCCCAAAAGUAAAAAUAUAUAUACAUAUAUAUAUAUAUACAACCAUUUCUGGUCAAGCAAUACCACCAACAGAUAUAAAAAAUCUUUCUCUUUUCUAAAAGUCUUUCCGACAACACUUUCCACAUUGCUGCGCAAUUGGCAGGGUCUCCUUUCCUUGCUGGAGAGGAAGAGGCAUUCAGAACAGAGGAGGGGUGCUCAUGCCCCUACUCACUUGCUAGGAAGUAGCUUCUGGAGAGUCACCUUCUCAUCUGCCCAGCUGUAUAGCAUCUGCAUUGUCCAGUCCUUCAUGUGUGCCAAAUUCAGUGCAGGAUUUAUUCUCUGUCAGCAGUCACUUCCACUAGAGUUAAAGAGUUUCCCGUGUCUGUUAGACAGAUCUCCACUGAGAGCUCUUGGGUGAUCAGGAUGGAUGCUUUUACUGAACUUAUUCUAACACAUGCCUCAAUAAUUCAAGGAACUUGAAAGAUACUUUUCUUCUUCCCCCUUACCCCACCUCUGUCUUUACUCCUCACUCAUACUGUAAGGCAUUAGUAAAAUAAGAAAUAAAAGUCACACGAAUCCCACCAAC
Trichechus manatus latirostris (Florida manatee) is the source of this 3289-nucleotide messenger RNA. RefSeq names its product internexin neuronal intermediate filament protein alpha (gene INA). Gene Ontology annotation, biological process: intermediate filament organization. Bases 42 to 1547 code for a protein of 501 amino acids. Gene Ontology annotation, cellular component: postsynaptic intermediate filament cytoskeleton; intermediate filament; cytoplasm. Gene Ontology annotation, molecular function: structural constituent of postsynaptic intermediate filament cytoskeleton. The record is from RefSeq and is a predicted model, not a curated record. NCBI's taxonomy places the organism in Eukaryota, Metazoa, Chordata, Mammalia, Sirenia, Trichechidae. The transcript has 3 exons.